AUGGGCAUCAGUUCUCUAGUGUUGUCUGAUAUUGAAGCUGCAGUGAUCGAUCAAACGUAUCACUGCAAGAUCCUCCAUGUCAGCAACAACCACUGUUUUUUUAACUCAGGUUACAUCUGCAUCUACAAACGGCGCACAGACACUAAAACCGCCGGCUGUGCAGUGUGUUACCACAGCAACCGCUUCACCCAGCUGUCUGUCAACUUGCUCGAGUUUUACAGAUCUGACUGCGAGCUACUUAAUCGUGACAACAUUGGCAUUGUGCUGCUUCUCCAGCCAAUCACAGAGCAGGACACAGCACUCCGCCCUAUAUGUGUGGCCAACACACACCUGGUGUUUAACCCGCAGAGAGGCGACGUGAAGCUCGCACAGCUCGCCAUUCUAUUGGCUGAAAUUGACAUGAUGAUGAAGUGUAAGAGUGAAGGACGAAGCUGUGAGGUGAUCUUAUGUGGAGAUUUUAACUGUUUACCCAACACACUCAUCACCAGUGGACAGCUCUACUACCACGGCUUACCUGCCUGGAUGGUGAGUGGAGCUUCCGGUGCUCUCGGGAAAACACAUCUUUUCAUUACAAUCCAGAGAGAUAAACUACAAUACAGUCAUGAUUUUCUCUGUCAGUUGCGUUGUGAGGCAGCGUGUGUGCGGCCACCAGACCUGGAGUUCAUACCUGGAGUCACUGACAAUAAACCAGAAAUCCAAAUGUUCAGUCCAAGGUUCCGAUACAGUUUAUAUCACUCUCUGUGUCUGACGUCAGUGUACAGUCACAUCCACCCCGACACUCAGAACAGUGCUGUGACGACUCUUAACUCUGAGGGCAGAGCCAUGGUUGACUACAUCUUUUACUCCACACAGACAAACUGUUGUGGUGGAUGUACAGCUUUGUUAUUGGAGUCGGAUCUCUGGUCACUCAAGGGACUUCCCAACAAAACAUUUCCCUCCGAUCACCUCAGUCUGCUGGUCCGAUUUCAGUUCUGUAGAGUUUUUCAUGGUAAAAUAAGAACAGGUGCUACUUGUCAUUUAUAAUACACUUCUUUUACAGAUAUCUUUUAUUAAAACUGAGUUCCGAGAUGUGCUACUUUGUUUAGGGUUAGGAUUGUUUUUCAUUUUAACUAUCGACGCAUUAAGUAGUUAAAAGACAUUUGACAUUUAUGGCCAGAUGAAUAUAU
Myxocyprinus asiaticus (Chinese sucker) is the source of this 1166-nucleotide messenger RNA. Its product is annotated as protein angel homolog 1-like. The transcript has 9 exons. Gene Ontology annotation, molecular function: 3'-5'-RNA exonuclease activity. Lineage: Eukaryota; Metazoa; Chordata; Actinopteri; Cypriniformes; Catostomidae. The record is from RefSeq and is a predicted model, not a curated record. Bases 1 to 1023 code for a protein of 340 amino acids.